Triplophysa rosa is the source of this 2690-nucleotide messenger RNA. RefSeq names its product carbonic anhydrase II (gene ca2). The transcript has 7 exons. Gene Ontology annotation, molecular function: carbonate dehydratase activity; zinc ion binding. Gene Ontology annotation, cellular component: cytoplasm. Lineage: Eukaryota; Metazoa; Chordata; Actinopteri; Cypriniformes; Nemacheilidae. The record is from RefSeq and is a predicted model, not a curated record. The coding region runs from base 250 to 1032 and encodes 260 amino acids. Gene Ontology annotation, biological process: carbon dioxide transport.
CAAAGCCAAGGAGCCGGUGUCAGCUCGCGCAUUCCAGAAGAGAGCACGAGAGAGACAGAGAGAGGGAGCAUGAUCGAUCGUUCGCAUUCGUAGCUCCUCCUGCUGAUCACACUUAAUAUACGCGCAUGUGGACAAACCCUGAAGGGAAGAGCGUCCAGUUAGCCCCUAUUUAAACCUGCAGACUGCUCUAUCUGUGGCCAGUAUCUCAAUACACUCGAGCAGGACUGCAUUAAUUCCUCUACUGUCACAAUGUCACAUGGAUGGGGAUACGCGAAACAUAACGGACCGCACAAAUGGUGUGAAAGCUUUCAGAUUGCUAAUGGCCCUCGCCAGUCUCCGAUAGACAUAAUACCUGAAUCUGUGUCAUAUGAUUCUUCAUUAAAGCCCCUUACUUUGAAGUAUGACCCCUCUACUUCCCUGGACAUCCUCAACAACGGACACUCCUUCCAAGUGACCUUUGCCGAUGAUGACGAUAGCUCAACUCUAACAGGAGGGCCAAUCUCAGGCACCUACAGACUCAAACAGUUCCAUUUUCACUGGGGAGACUGCGAUGAGAAAGGAUCUGAACACACAGUCAAUGGCAAAUGCUAUCCGGCAGAGCUCCAUCUGGUCCACUGGAACACAAAAUAUUCCAGUUUCGCUGAAGCAGCUGAUAUACCUGAUGGUCUCGCUGUAGUUGGAGUCUUUCUAGAGAUUGGUGCAGAAAAUCCUCAGCUUCAGAAGGUUCUGGUUGCUCUGGAUUCCAUUCAGUGCAAGGGAACGCAGAACUCAUUCGCAAACUUUGACCCCAGUGUCCUGCUCCCAUCGUCGCUGGAUUACUGGACGUACCAGGGCUCUCUGACCACACCUCCUCUGUAUGAGAGCGUCUCAUGGAUCGUCUGCAAGGAGUCGAUCAGCAUCAGCUCUGCUCAGAUGACAAAAUUUCGCAGUCUACGGUUUUCCGCGGAGGAAGAGGAGGCAUGCUGCAUGGUGAAUAACUAUCGUCCCCCUCAGCCUCUAAAGGGACGUGCGGUCCGUGCAUCUUUCCAGUGAAGGGCCCCCCUUGACCCUGCCAUCCCUUUCCUUUCAUCUUUAGGAUGUGCAGGUGCGCGGCUCUAAGCUAAGGGCCUGCGGUGAUGCUGGUCAACCUGACAGCUGUCAAUAGUAACAAAAUGCAAAAAAAAUCAUACAUUUUUUUACAGUUUACAUUUAUUCAUUUGGCAGACGCUUUUAUCCAAAGCGACUUACAAGUAGAAGAGCAUAUAAACAUUUUGUCAGCACGCUAAACAAUACCGUUAGUGUACAAAAAAAUCUGUCUUCCUUUCAAUUGCUCAAAUGUUUGAAUUACCUGGAUUAAGAAUAUGGUGCCAACAUUAUACGACACGAUACACAGCUAAAACAUAAAUAUAUAUAAUAUAUAAGAGAAAUAUAUAUCGUAAACAGGGUAUUAGGGGUAUGCCAUACAUAUUUUUAGUGCUGUAGAGACUAGCCAGUAGUUCAGAUUAAGACGCCAGCAGUACAGACUCUACCCGAAGCGAUGCCAUCUGUGCCGGCUGUUGUCCUUCCCUGCCAUGCUGUAAUCUCUGGCACUCACAGCAUCAGAUUAAUGGAACCCAAUGCACACUACUGUCACACUGCAAAAGCUCAAAAAAUCCCCUUUGACAAACAAAUACAAACGGCAUAACGUCCACGCAGGCACACUGGGAAAUCAUGCACAAAAUGUAACAUAUGCAACAGGGGCGGGAUGAUACGAGCCUGGAAUGUUUGUGUCUCACAUUGUCAAAACUCCAGCUUCAUUGUGUGUUAAGAUGUUGUUUGUAGAAAUCCUAUGCACAAGGCUUUACCUGAUAAAUAGUAGCAAUAACUGCAUGAAAAUGUGAAUGGUUUAUUGUAUUGUCAAAUAAUUCCUUAAAUGUGUCGUUUACUUUUUAAAGUUUUGCAAUGCUGUGCCCUUACGAAACGAAAAAAUAUGUGAAUAUACUGGAAAAUAUAACGCAAUAUAUUAAAUAAUACAUUUCCAUAUACUGGAACCAAGUGCUUACUUUUUCAGCAUAUGCAAAGCAGCAAUUCUGUAUUAUUUAAUCUAUUGUAAUAUUAACCAUGUAUUAUUCUAAAGAUGGUUUCAUCGGACACGCUCUGGCCCGAAGUUAGCUUCCAGUCUGUGUUUGGUUAUAAUAUAAUAUAAUACAACAAUUAAUUUUAGAUUUAAUUUCUAUUAAUAUUCAUUAAUAUUAAUAUUUUAUUGUAAAAUUAAUUGAAUUUAAAUCUACUCAUUGCUUCUUUGCAGAGGUCUACCGGAAGUUAAAUUUGGGCCACGUAACAUAUGUUUAUGUUGUUGCCGCUGAAACCAUCUAUAUAUUUCUAAUAUAUAUUAAAUGAUUUAACAUAUAGCCAUAAUAAAUAUAUUUCCUUGCGUAAGGGUGUAUUGCACAGCAAUGCCGAAGAAAUGCCGAAGACAAGUCUUAAAAGAAACCACAUGCAAAUAUCAAAAUCUUUUUAGAAAGUGAGAAUACAGACGUCAGGGACCAGGGGCUAUUGUCUCAUGGUAUGUGUUUGUAAAUUGUGCACUGUGUGUUGAAUGUACUUGAAUUCGAGGGCUGCAGUAUGUUAAGCAAUAAUGUUUUAGCCAUAAACUGUUCUGCUAUUUUCAAAGAGGACAUUUUAAGUAAAGAUAUUUAUGCCUAUCUUCCGUUUCAUGAUUUUAUGCCACU